Molecule: messenger RNA, 4545 nt
Organism: Acanthosepion pharaonis
Lineage: Eukaryota; Metazoa; Mollusca; Cephalopoda; Sepiida; Sepiidae
Source: the annotation of a GenBank genome assembly
AUGCGGCCAAAACCCCUGGUUAAAAUUCAUUCUUCAAAAACAAAUGACAGCAGUGAAAAGGAUAAACAGUCUCAUUUAAACCCAACCAAAGAGCAGAAGACUUUACCAAAAGUUCUUUCUUUGGAACCAAAUGAAAAUGGCUUUAAAGUGAACAAGGAAUUAGUGACAAAACUACAUAAUAACCUCACUGGAAAGCAUUCAACAAACUCCCCAAAUUCAAACAUUGAAUUAAAAACUAAUAGCCAGGAAAACCUCGCCCAUUCCAAGGAUGAACCAAAUCCCACUGCCAAACAAGCAACAGCUAAUGUCCGACAGGAAGAACUGGUGAAAAUGAUGAAAUUACCUAGGCUGAGCCGUAAAGAAAAGAUGCACCUCAGUUCUUUGUUGCAGUCAUAUACAAAAUUGCAGAAUAAAAAACUGGCUGUUCCCAGACUCACAAUGCAACUUUCUGGGUUGUAUGACAGUAGUAGUCAGGAUAUAACAGAUGUGGGUGAGAUGUCGGAACUUCAACUGCCUGCAGGAAUGGAAGAACAAAUUGCCUAUCUGAUAAAACGCGAAAAUUUAGAAGCUGAUGACAAUACUGACAACCAAAAUACAAGGCUUUCUACCCACUCAGAGAAACUCGAGCCUCAAAAUACGAAAGGUAAAGUUUCAAGCACUGAGAAAGGAUCUGUCAGGAACAAGACUGUCUCUGAGAGCUCCCAAGCAGGUUCGUUAUCUGCACAGGAUAUAUCUAAUGCUAAAUCAGCUGAUCAGUGUUUGUCUGAUGCCAUAUCAUCACCUGUUGAAACCAUCUUGCCCCAGGAGAAUACUGUUACCAAUGAACCAGCAAAUAUCAAUUCAAAGCAAAAUAAUAUACAAUUGGAGAAUAAUUCCUCGUCUUGCACCACAUUGUCUAAUCCUUCUGAAAGUUUAACACAGACUAACUCCAGUGAUCCUGUGACUACUGGCACCCAAUCAAACUCUUCAGAAAAUAUACCCACUUCUAAUGAGAGUAAUUCUGAAAGCGUUUUCAGCAAAGUUUACUCGCUGACUCUUCGUGAAGAGCAAAUCCGUUCAUCUAUUGUAGAUACAAAUGAAAAGAUGAAUUAUCUGCGCAAGUUGAUUGAAGACUCGCAGAUGGCAUUGCAACGAUGCUGUGUUGAGCACAAACUGUUGCUUGAAGAAGAAAGCAAGAUACGUGAGCAGCGGUUAAAAAUUCUUCAGGAUGCUAUGAAUGUCAAGACUAGUAGUGUUGAUGCCAUGAAUUCCUCAUCACUCCAGCAGACCUCAACCCACCAAUCACAGGUGGCACCAAUACCAAAUUCUCAGCCGGCAUCAACCUCAUCCCAAACAAACUUAGCUUGGGGUUGGUCAUCUAUUUCACACCACCAGGAACCAUCGGAAACCACAAUACAGAACCAGCCUAGCCAACAGCCAAGCAAUUACUAUUCUGGAAUGUCAGGAAUGAUUUCAUCUGGGAACGGGAGCACUAACCAAACACAGGAAUCUUUGCCUUGUUCUUUAGAUCAUUCAUCUAACUUGUCGACAUUCCCGCUUCAGAUCCAAUCUUCUGUUCCUGCAAACCCUUUGCCUUGUGAUGAACCUUCAACCGUUGCUACUGUUUGCAGAAAUAAGGCAAGUAGACAAUGCCAGAAUAAUGGAGCCUCUCUUCCUCUUAAUAUGACUUCCUCUCACAGUGAUACUAACCCUACAGAUAACGGCUUUUCUGAGAACAGAAAUGCAGACGUAAAUUUUUGUGCAAAUGUUACCCAAAAUGGAGAACCCUCUCUAGGGCUUGGACAUGUUACAAUCAAACAAGAGCCACUUUCACCACCUCCAUCUCAGGAAAAUAUUGACAUGACUCUGUCCAGUUCUGAAGGCCUUGUUCACAACAACACUUGUGAUAAUAGAGUUCUUUCUACAAAACCCUUUUCUGAUGGUAGGCAGACUAAAAAUGCUACUGUUGAUGGUAUGUCAGACACACUUUCUGACAAUACUCGAAGGCUAGGACUUCUAUCGGCAUCUACUGAAAAUGAGUCUUUUGAAAGAGUCCAAAUAAAAAAGGAACGUCUAACACCUCCUCCUUCUCUAACUGAAACUCAAGAGUCUCACUCUGAACUGAAGUUAUCAUCUCUUGACAGUCAUAAAAAACAGCAAAGUGAAUCUCAGACAAAACACAAAUCUGGUUCAUUUCAGACAAAGCGUGCCAAAAAAAAAAUAAAUCGAUCUGAUCAACAAACUGAUGACGUUACUCCUGAUGACUCCCUGGAGAUGCCAAGAGGUGAUGAACCUAUUAACUCUGUGACUGACGAAGAUCUACGACCCACCCGAAGUAUGACUCCAGAAAUGCAACCUGUGAUCAAUUUUGAGUCAGUUCAAAUUAAAAAAGAACCCCUAACCCCACCCCCUCUGCAAGUUGAGGGUGAAGAAACUUUUUUUGUACCUCGAUUACUACCUGCUGACAACAGUGAAGAAAAUCCUGCCCUUCAAAAUCAGGCUGAACACCAAAUGGAAAUUGGAAAAACUGUUGAAAAUAUUUGUUCCCCUUCAUCACCAAGAAAUCCCUUAGAGUCUGAUAGCCAGAAUGAAAACACUGGAAAGUCGGGUGGCAUGUCGAUGACGUAUCUUGGUAGCAUGCCAAAUAAUUUUCUGGAACAACUGACACUCUCCUGGAAAAAGCAAAACAUGUCUGCUACAAUGAAAGAAUCUGUUGCUUCGAGUAACGAGCACAGCUUCAGUGACAGCGAAUCAACCUCAAGUCGUACUGUUUGCACUUUUAUUAAAAGAUCAUCCCCCAAAUUUUCUGUGCCAGCACGAAUGAACCCAAGGGUUUGUCUUGAACCUCUGAAUAUGAAGUUUCACAGAAAGCGAACCUUCUCUGAACCUGUUUCUGCCAGCGACUCUAGUUCGCUGUCCACAGGGAAUCUGGAGCAGAAGGAAUUUCCAGGGAAGGAGAAAUCUCUCGAAAAAUCAUCAUCUGUGCAAAAGUCGUCGGAAGAAGGAAGGUCGAAUUGUGAUGACAAAUUGGAUAUUGUCAAGGUGGAGGACUUUGAAAGUCCAGAAGUCAAACAAAAAAAUUUCAGAUCCCCUGAAAAGGAAUUUGGCUUCAAAGGGACCACAUCUGAAAAUCAAACGCAUCCUUCCACAGGGAAAAACGAGCCAGUUUCCUGUGCGGAUGUUACUGACCCUCUUCUAAAUAACAAAGAAGAUAAUAUGGAUCCUGACGUGAACGAUGUCGAUAAUAUCAAAGAAUUUACAAUCUGUAGUCCUGUUUCCACUGAGUCUUUGAUGAAGAGCAAGUCAGAUAUCAAACAAAACAGUCCCAUCAGAUCUUUAAAUGAGUCAAGUGCCACUUCUAAUGUGAUUCAGAGUGAAAUAAGCGGUGAUCCCAAAUUUCCUUCCGACCCCUUAAACAUUUUAAAUAGUCUCAGUUCACUGCAUGUUGUCCGUACUAAAAAAUUUCCACGCAGACAUGUUGACAGAAACCAACUACCUACCUACAAAGGUGCCAAUAGUCCCGUGAAUGGUUUGUAUAUUUUUGAAAACCAGCUUUAUGCAUCGUACCAAGGGAAUUCACCUUGUAAAUUUUCUAUCGGCAGUGGGGAACGCUUGCAGGUUUAUAACUGCAAUCCAUUCAAUGUUCAGUGCAUGCUUGUGUGUAGAAUUAGCUCGAAUAAAAUCCGUCUCUUCUCUGGAGGGGCCAGUGAGUUGCUGAUCGUGUUUGAUGAAGAAACAGGUGAGCUCUGCUCGAAAAUUGACACUUACAAAAAAAUCUAUUCCCUCCAUGAAAACUGGGGGAAUUUAUUUGUUGGCCUGGCUGAUGGUGGGGUGACUAAGCUCAAUUUGAAAUCAUUAAGAAAGACCAGUGAGUUAUCCUAUGGCUCCAAACCAAUUAAUUGCCUUGCCACCUGUACAGAAGGUGCACAAAAACUUCUCUGUGUCGGGGCUUACGAUGCGUCAAUCCUCAUCGUGGAUGCAAUGACGGGGCUUCUUUUAAAAACGUUGAACUGCUAUCACCGUCUACUUUACUCGAUAAAAGUUCAUCACAGUCUUAUUUUUAGCUGCUCGAGUGACAAAACUCUUCAGGUGCAUGAUAUCACAUCGGGGAAGCUUCUCCGAUGCCUCCAAGAUCAUGCAUCAACAAUUUCAUGCCUCCAUGUUGAAGAUGACCUCCUUGUAACAGGCAGUCAUGACAAACGGUUAAAUAUCUACAAUUCGAGCAACCCCCGGGAGGCCCCAGUCAUUUUCUACACUGCCAGCAAGGAACCCAUUUCCUGCCUUGCUGUUCAUAACAGGGUCGUUUACUGUGGCAAUUUCUUUGGUCAUAUAGAAACUAUUCAGUUUGACACUGGCCAAAAAUGGAGCUGUAAAUAUGAUUCGUGUGAGAUGACAUUUGGUCAGCGGCAAGGGCUUUUCUAUCAUUUGGUCAACCAGCAUUUGCAGAUGACUGGCCUGAACAAAAAAAAAUGUCUUUGGCAAAAUUGUGAACAAUAUAUCUAUUCAGUAUUGGACAUUACGGAACAUUGUGAAAAUCAUAUCAACAAGAUUCAUCACCCAGAAUAA